CGUGUUGCUGGGUGGAUUGCUCUGUAAUCUGUACCUCGUGAUCACUACCUUGUUUACUGUUCAUCAGUCAACAGUGAGGUACAUCUGAUCAGAGAGCUUUAACAGCAAACCAGAGAGAAUCCGCCAAAGACCGACACACACCGAAGAGGCUACCAUGACCGCCCGGCUAUGAGACAUCUGGAGCCAUGGCGGCUUGGCACCGGAUAACCGCCCUAUCUUCGCUGCUCCAAGUCGGGUUGUUAUUGUUGUUAUUUUCGGCUCGGAGCAGCGGGAGAACGCUGGAGAAAUGUCUCGGUGGCAAAUCUUGUCAGCCCCUGAGACCGCCCGUGGUCCUCAUUCCGGGGGAUUUGGGAAACCAGUUGGAGGCAAAGCUGGAUAAACCCAGUGUGGUCCAUUACAUCUGCUAUAAGAAGACGGACUUCUUCACUUUGUGGCUCAACCUGGAGCUGCUGAUUCCUGUAGCCAUUGACUGUUGGAUUGACAACAUAAGGCUUAUCUACAACAGUACCACACACAGCACCUCGUCCCCCCCGGGUGUGGAAAUCCGUGUCCCGGGUUUCGGACAGACGUAUUCUGUGGAGUAUCUGGACCCCAGUAAACGUAGUGUGGGCAUGUAUUUCUUCACUAUAGUGCAGGCGAUGGUAGAGUGGGGCUACACCAGAGAUGAUGAUGUCAGAGGAGCACCCUAUGAUUGGAGGAAAACCCCCAAUGAAAAUAAGGAGUAUUUCCUGGCGCUGCAGAAGAUGAUUGAAGAGAUGGCAGAGAAGGCAGGAGGGCCCGUGGUGCUCAUCGCUCACAGCAUGGGCAACAUGUACACCCUGUACUUCCUCAACCAGCAGCCACAGGCCUGGAAGGACCGAUACAUCAAAGCAUUCAUCUCUCUGGGAUCACCGUGGGCCGGGGUGGCCAAGACCCUCCGGGUGCUCAUCUCUGGUGAUAAUAACCGCAUCCCGGUGAUCAGCCCGCUGAAGAUUCGCUCCCAACAACGUUCUGCUGUCUCCACCUCCUGGCUGCUGCCCUACGCCCACUCCUGGGCCGAAGAUCAGGUGUUGGUGCAGACCCCCACCACCAACUACACCGUGCUGGACUACCAGCGCCUCUACAAGGACAUCGGCUUCGAGGACGGCUGGAUGAUGCGGAAGGACACGGAGCCGCUGGUGGCCGACCUCAGCCCCCCCGGCGUGGCCGUCCACUGCCUGUACGGCAGCGGCGUCCCCACGCAGGCCAGCUUCCAGUACACCAACAAGUUCCCCGACGUGGAGCCCACGGUGGUGAUGGGCGACGGGGACGGGACGGUCAACCUGCAGAGCGCCAAGCAGUGCGUCCGCUGGGUGGUGGGGCAGAAACAGCCCGUGAUGUUGAAGGAGCUCGACGGGAACGAGCACGUGGACAUGCUGCUGAACUUCACCACCGUGGCUUACAUCAAGGACGUGCUGUUCUCCCCGUGAUGCUGGCAGGAAGCGACACGUCUCUCCGGACAGUGACUGCUAAUGUAUUCUUGUGUACACCACUAUGCUUUAGAAAACAUUGUUACAUUUAAAAAAAAACUGAUUUUAACUUAAUUUUAUAUACUGAAAACUCAGAAAAGUUGACUAAUGAAAUAUAUUGUCAACAAAUUACACAUAAUUGUAUUAGGAUAGUUGAUAUUAGGUUCAACUUAAUAUUAUUGCUUUUAAAUAACCUAAUACAAUUAUGUGUCAUUUGUUGAUAAUACAUUUAAUUAGGGUCAACGUCUCAGUUAUGUCAGUGUAGCUUUAAUUAUACAAUGUAUGUUAAUGCCAGGUUGUUUACUAUUGAGUAAUCCUAAAUUCAAUGACUUUUAUAUUAUCAGCUUUUAAACCCAAGAUUUUACCUACUAAAUCUACAAUAGGACGUGUGUAUGUACAAGUCAACCAGGGAUAUACUGUAUGUGCCACUUUCUUAGGUUAUUAAUCAAAGUCAGAUGAUUUAUUCAUGUUGUGAAAGAGAUUUCUGACUCUAAUGUAAGCUCAACAGUAAAGCAUAUACAGCUUUUCUAUAGUUCUAAGUCACGUUUCAGUGCUUUUAGUAGACGUUUGCUGAUUAAAUGAGUCGUGUGCUGAAGGACUGGAUCCACAUCUGGGAUAUGGAAGUUGGUUUCAGUCUGGUUGAAGCCACUCAAAGGUCAUAUAGCAUGGUUAAACAGUUUUACACUUUAAAGUCCACUUACUGGCUUUUCUAUGAGCUUUCAAUCGCAUCUCACAGUAUUAAUUAAAAGUCAGCUACUUUUAUAGAGUAUUUAAAAAUGAAUAUAUAUUUUUUGUUGAAGAUUUUUUGCUUUGAAUUAGAUCGUACAGGCGAAGAUAAUCAAAAAGAAGCGAGAUCGGAUCAAAUCCUGGGCUAUUGAUGAUUUUUUUAAGAGUUUAAACGAAUACAUUCAUUUCAAAUUCUGCUCCUGAUUUCUAAAUGACCAAAAACAGAGAGGUAGGGAGAGGCUAUUUGUUGAGUCGGUGUGUUGCAAUUUGUGCAUACUUUAACCUGCUUUAUUAAGCUCUUUCUCUUAACUUUCCAUGUUCUGUACAGUACAUUUUAAGUGGUUCUGUACAUAUGUUGUGCCUCCACGGACUGGAUUUACACAGGCACAAAUAAGGGACAUAUUCUGUUAAAUUGGAUAUUUUAUUUGCUGUUUAUCAUUUGUAGUUUUUCUCUUAAAAAUUUCAGUGCAGAGUUUUGUCCUUGUGGACCAGCAGUCAGAGUCUCUCUGGCCCCAGUGAUUGUUCUGUGCCAUGCGCGCCCCUGAGGGCCACACCACUGAUACUCUGCUGUGAACUAUCAUAAAUGUGUCAAACUUUUGUUGCCUUCUAUAUAAUAAAACAUUUCAAAUAUCA
This is a messenger RNA of Trematomus bernacchii (emerald rockcod), 2846 nucleotides long. RefSeq names its product phospholipase A2, group XV (gene pla2g15). Lineage: Eukaryota; Metazoa; Chordata; Actinopteri; Perciformes; Nototheniidae. The record is from RefSeq and is a predicted model, not a curated record. Gene Ontology annotation, biological process: ceramide metabolic process; phosphatidylcholine metabolic process. The coding region runs from base 186 to 1448 and encodes 420 amino acids. The transcript has 7 exons. Gene Ontology annotation, cellular component: lysosome.